Molecule: messenger RNA, 240 nt
Organism: Soboliphyme baturini
Lineage: Eukaryota; Metazoa; Nematoda; Enoplea; Dioctophymatida; Soboliphymatidae
Source: the annotation of a GenBank genome assembly
AUGGCCCUUUUGACUCCGCGUGCAUUGCGCAGAACGCGCACCGCCAUCGACGCUUCGUCUCCUCGUCCCGGACACCCGCCCUGCUGUUUCGUCGUUGUCGACCUCAGCACCUCCCGUCGAAUAGCGUGUUCCGACGCCACCGCCGCCGCCGCCGCCGCCGUCGUCGAAAUUCCUGGAUGUACAAAAAACCGCAAUUUUAAUAAAAUGAUUGGCGAAAAUCACCCAUUGUUCUGCGGCUGA